AUGGCACAUAAAAAAUCACUCGAAGCCAUGGACAGAACAUUACAAGAAUUGCGAGGAAAUUCUGAAGUGAUGGGAGGAGCUCUACCGAUACUUUCAGGAGAUUUUCGACAAACACUUAUCCCAGAGUCAACACUAGCAGACGAAAUCAACGCAUGCCUUAAAAAAAUCAUAUCUCUGGCUACACAUACAAAUACUGCGACUAACAAAAAAUAUAAGAGUGGAAGUAUCAAAAAACGAAACUACAGUACAUUUUUCUCGACAACUUUCACAAAUAGGAGAAGGCACAUAUCCAUAUCCUACUCACCAGACGACCGGCCUCAUUGA
This is a messenger RNA of Ceutorhynchus assimilis (cabbage seed weevil), 324 nucleotides long. The record is from the annotation of a GenBank genome assembly. NCBI's taxonomy places the organism in Eukaryota, Metazoa, Arthropoda, Insecta, Coleoptera, Curculionidae.